This is a messenger RNA of Cricetulus griseus (Chinese hamster), 1083 nucleotides long. NCBI's taxonomy places the organism in Eukaryota, Metazoa, Chordata, Mammalia, Rodentia, Cricetidae. The record is from RefSeq and is a predicted model, not a curated record.
CCUUAUAUGUCCUGGCCUGCUGUGUGUGGGUGGGAGGGGUGGUGUCCCCGAACCCCUUUGUGACCAUACUGAAUAAUAAUCUUUUUCUGUGUUUCUAUUUACUAUGUCUAACUGAUCGAACCUGGCUUAUUGAGUAAGAGACAAGGAACUGGUGCUCUUUACUCAAGAGAUGGAUGGCAUUUCCUGAAAGAAAGCCAGAAGAGGAAUCUGGAGGAACUUAACUGGUUGAGGCAAGGAGUGUCAUUUCAGAACAAGGGUCGCUGAAUAUCCGCUAACUUGGACAAGAUGCCACUUGCGAUCUACCAGUAAAGGUAGCUUUACCAACUUAACUCACAAUUCUUUAAAGAACUACUACGGUCUCCCAACUCUGACGUUAAAGCGUAAAUUAAGCGAGCUGCCCUAAGUCACGCCGCUACUAAGGGACGGGCACACGAUAUGAAGCAAGGCCUAACGUUAGGAAUCAUUAGUCACUAACUACACGCCGGAAAUCAUGCCGUAAAGGACACGGGGGCGUGGAGGGUGGCGGCAAAGAACGGAACACGAGUGGGAUGGAGCACAUGGAAAGACGAGCGACUCCGAGAGCGAGAAGUCAUUCUGUCAAAGGAGGAAGCCGGGAGGUGGCAGGGGAGGAAAACCAGCGAAGGCGCUUCCAAGACGCCAAGGCGACUGGAAGGCACCAUACCUGUUGCUGUUGAGAUGGAGCAGCACACUAAUCCUAAUGACAAAGCCAAAGAAGAAGAUAAUGCUGUGUGUCUUUGUCCAGCAAAACCCUCCCCCAGUUAUAUCAAUCUUCAAGCAAAUUCCCCAUCAGCCACUUUAUUGAAUAUCCAGACAACAAAGAUACCUUCAGGAGCUGGCCAGAAGCCCAAGGAAUGCCUAGGACUCCUAGAAUGUAUGUAUGCCAACCUCCAGCUUCAGACCCAGCUUGCCCAACAACAGAUGGCUAUUUUAGAAAACUUGCAAGCAUCCCUAUCACAACUGGAACCUGGGAAGGAAAGCAACAAUGGUUCUCUCCCAGCCUUAUGUUGCAAUAUGUUUUUAAAUCACCUGCCCCAAUUCCAUAAAUGAACUGUGGAACAAAGA